This is a messenger RNA of Salvelinus fontinalis (brook trout), 2407 nucleotides long. RefSeq names its product interleukin enhancer-binding factor 2 homolog. The transcript has 14 exons. Bases 392 to 1555 code for a protein of 387 amino acids. Lineage: Eukaryota; Metazoa; Chordata; Actinopteri; Salmoniformes; Salmonidae. The record is from RefSeq and is a predicted model, not a curated record.
UCGACAUCCAUUGCUGGAAAAUUAUCAGGGGGGUUUAAGAAAGGCAAAUUAUAUUUUCUCUUGUGACACUUGUGACAUAUUCUUAAACUCGCAAGAAUUUGUAUGUUUUUGAUGGAAACCCGAAUUUAGCUUCUUAGCCUGUAUCAAAACAAGUUACGUAGAUAUUCCAUCUUAAUUCGUUCGAUAACGUUAUGGGGAAAGGGGUUUAUUGGAUACAUACACCACUUUUUUUGUGGUGUCUAGUUUUCAGGCCUUAUGUACGGGUAAUUGGGCUAGAAAAUUUUAUGUAGACCUGGCAACCCUGACUGCAUUAGUAGUCUGCCUGAUCGGCGUUGGAUGCUGGUGAUUUCUCUGUGAACAUCUACAUUAAAACAUCAAAACGUCUUACGCGAUGAGAGGCGAUAGGGGCAGGGGCCGGGGCGGCCGGUUCGGCUCACGUGGUGGACUGGUGCAAGGGUAUCGGCCAUUUGUCCCCCACAUUCCCUUUGACUUCUAUGUGUGUGAGAUGGCCUUCCCCAGAGUGAAGGCAGCAGCAGAUGAGACUGCCUUCAGCGAGUGUCUACUGAAGAGGAACCAGGACCUCAGCCCCACACCCGCAGAGCAGUCCUCUAUCUUGUCCCUGGUCACCAAGAUCAACAACGUCAUCGACAACCUCAUUGUCGCCCCCGGCAACUUUGAAGUGCAAAUUGAAGAGGUACGUCAGGUGGGCUCAUACAAGAAAGGCACCAUGACAACGGGACACAAUGUCGCUGACCUGGUGGUCAUCCUCAAGAUCUUGCCCACACUGGAGGCUGUCGCGGCUCUCGGCAACAAAGUGGUGGAGACCCUUCGCACACAAGACCCUGCUGAAGUUCUCUCCAUGCUGACGAAUGAGACAGGUUUUGAGAUCAGCUCUGCCGAUGCAACAGUGAAAAUCCUCAUCACCACCGUUCCCCCCAACCUGCGCAAGCUGGACCCCGAACUGCACUUGGACAUCAAGGUGCUGCAGAGUGCUCUGGCCGCCAUCCGCCAUGCCCGCUGGUUUGAGGAGAACGCCUCCCAAUCUACGGUGAAAGUGCUGAUUCGCCUGCUGAAGGAUCUGAGGGUGCGUUUCCCCGGGUUCGAACCUCUCACCCCCUGGAUCCUGGAUCUACUGGGUCAUUCUGCCGUCAUGAACAACCCCUCCAGGCAGCCCCUGUCACUCAAUGUGGCUUACAGACGCUGCCUACAGAUGUUGGCCGCCGGACUUUUCCUGCCAGGCUCAGUGGGCAUCACUGACCCCUGUGAGAGUGGAAACUUCCGGGUGCACACCGUCAUGACCCUCGAGCAGCAGGACAUGGUUUGUUUCACUGCUCAGACAUUGGUCAGGGUCCUCUCUCAUGGAGGGUACAGGAAGAUUCUGGGCCUGGAGGGUGAUGCCAGCUACCUGGCUUCGGAAAUGUCCACAUGGGACGGUGUGAUCGUCACACCCUCUGAGAAGGCCUACGAGAAGCCGCCAGAGAGGAAGGAAGAGGAGGAUGAGGCGCUAGAGGAAGGAGGGGAUGUAGAGGAUGAAAGCAUGGAGACACAGGAGUGAGGAAGACAAGGGAAGUGAUGCGCCACCAGUGAGCUGCCAGGUACUAGUAGCCAGUCAGAAAACCAGGCUCAUUACCAGGCUGGCUAGCUAGCCGCCUAGCUUGUUGUUACAUCUCCUACAGUAGCUUAGUUAGCACAUUAAUGCAACGUUCUAUAAAUUAGCCUAGUUGCUAGUAGCAAAUCCCAUUAAUGUAUUUAUGAGUUAACAAAAUCAACAACUUUUUUUGUUUAUGGAAAUAAAUCAUUGUCAUGCCAAGUCAUAGCAAAGUAAGCGAUGUAGCUGCCACACAUUAACAACUCACCAGCCAGAGACUAGCCGGCGAUAGUAGUGCAUGGAGCCAUCUACUGUAUCCGUGUUACAGGCGAGAAUUCUGCGAAAUCAGCUCCGCUUUACACAGAGUAUAAUACAAGAGGGUUUGCGAAGGACAUUCUUUUGUCUUUGAGAACCACCCGAAGUUCGACUUCAAUUCACUCUUUUACCCAUACAAUGUGUGAGGCUUAACAACUUUUUAUUUUCCCCCUCUUGUUGCCAUCUAGAGGAUCCUGUGCCACAUCUUUUUAAAUGAAUGUUUACCCCUGACCCUUUGAGACCGUUCACUCGCCCCUUUGUCCUUCAAUGAAGUUCAUGUCCACCAAUGAAUUGACUGCAACGACCUGGACCAAAGUUCUCCAACUGGACGGACAGACUCGCAUAAACUGUUACUGGUCCUUCAACGCCCUCAACAAAAAUGAAAUUCACGGUCUUUCCAGAAAGGGACGGGUGUCGCUAUCUAUUUGUAUUCCGUGUCUUUGUCUGGUUUUUACUUUGUAGCAAUAAUGAUGACUAAAUUAAACAGCUUUUUAAAAAGUUGAA